AAGGGUUGAGAGUGCGACGUGAGUCAUAGCAGUGGCUAAUGGUACUGCGAGUGUGCGAGUGACGACAUAUGACAGAAUUUCAAGGGAAAACUACGAUUCUCCAGAAUAACGUAGAAACAUCGAAUAAUAAGGGUGCGUUUGGUUAAUCGUUAACUGUUCACAUUGAUUUGAGAAAUAAUUGGACUUGAUAAUUAUUUAGGUUACCAUGUCGCAGUGGAAUAACGGACCUUAUGCACAAGAUCCCAAUCAAGCAUAUUAUGCUGGUCAACCGGGAUAUCCUCCACAACCUGGUGCUUACCCACCUGCUGGGGGCUAUCCAACUGCUCCACCCAGUGGUUACCCUGGUGCAGCUCCAGCGGGGUACCCACCUGGGCCUGGAUUUCAGCCACCACCCUAUGCACCAAAUGACCCAUAUAGUGCAGGUGAACAAACACCCUUCUCUAAUAAUGCUGGAGUUGCGAACUACAGCGGUGAAGAUCCUGAAGUGAAAGGAUUUGACUUCAGCGAUGCAAGUAUAAGAAGGGGAUUUAUCCGAAAAGUUUAUUCGAUUUUGUGUGUCCAGUUGUCAAUUACUUUGGGAUUCAUAGCUUGGUUCCUAUAUCAUACUCCAACGCGAAAAUAUGUGCAAAGCCAUCCAGCUCUGUUCAUUAUAGCCUUGAUCGUAAUAAUAGUUGCUCUUAUUACUCUAGCAUGUUGCGGAGAGGUACGCCGGAAGGCACCUAUGAAUUUCAUAUUCUUGUUCAUUUUCACAUUCGCGGAAGCUUUCAUUCUAGCUGUAAGUUCCUCGACUUAUGAGUCAGAAGAAGUGAUAAUGGCCGUAGGUAUUACAGCGGCUGUUUGUCUGGGUCUGACCUUAUUCGCAUUUCAAACAAAAUGGGAUUUCACUAUGAUGGGCGGCAUUUUAUUUGUUGCUGUAAUAAUAUUGUUCGUUUUCGGUAUCGUCGCGAUUUUCGUCCACAAUAGAAUUGUUAAACUGGUAUACGCCUCUCUAGGUGCUUUGAUAUUUUCUAUUUACUUGGUCUAUGACACACAACUAAUGUUGGGAGGAAAACACAAGUACUCUAUUUCCCCAGAGGAAUACAUAUUUGCUGCUUUGAAUCUUUACAUUGAUAUUGUUAACAUUUUCAUGUACAUUUUGACUAUCAUAGGGACAUCUCGAGACUAGGAAUAACUCUUUCGUUUUUGUUGCUUCGUUUCUUUUAUUUAAAACCAAUUACUUAUGUGCGAGUUAAUUUGUUCAAAAUUAUAAAUGUAGAUUUCUGUCGUGAGUACGAAAAUUGUAUUAUUAACUCUGCUAUGUAUAACAAGGAAAAUAUAUAAGCUCCUGAAAUGCAAAAUUUAUAAAAAACAUAACAAGCGUAUUAAAUUAAAUAAAAGUUAAUUCUAAAUAAGUAUUUACCUACUUUUGUAAUCAUUAAGGUAGAGUAUAUAAAGAUUUAAUAUUUAUAUUUAUAUUAUGUACACAAUUGUUAAGAGAAGGCACUCUGGUAGACCAUAGUCAUAGUAUACAUGUAUGUUAGAUGUUAGUCAUAAUAUAUUUAAACCUAUUGGACGUCUUUACCACCUAGAUAGAUCCCCGCCUCAUGUUAUCAAUAAUUACUGUUUUAUGAGAAAAUUCAUAAGAUUUUCUUCAAUAUUUAAAGAUAAUUUUUAGUUCCUUUUCAGUUUUUUAUAUUGUUUGUAGACCCAUAGUGGAUAAAA
Messenger RNA from Anoplophora glabripennis (Asian longhorned beetle), 1701 nucleotides. It is a transcript of the gene Lfg, whose product is annotated as protein lifeguard 1. Gene Ontology annotation, cellular component: membrane. The record is from RefSeq and is a predicted model, not a curated record. The transcript has 4 exons. Lineage: Eukaryota; Metazoa; Arthropoda; Insecta; Coleoptera; Cerambycidae. The coding region runs from base 206 to 1165 and encodes 319 amino acids.